This is a messenger RNA of Talaromyces amestolkiae, 1524 nucleotides long. RefSeq lists its product as uncharacterized. NCBI's taxonomy places the organism in Eukaryota, Fungi, Ascomycota, Eurotiomycetes, Eurotiales, Trichocomaceae. The transcript has a single exon. The record is from RefSeq and is a predicted model, not a curated record. The coding region runs from base 1 to 1524 and encodes 507 amino acids.
AUGACGGCCGGCACCUUACCCUCGCUUCAGCGCCAAUGGUGCUUGUCUCUCGCUAUUACAUGUCUUUUUCCAAUCCUGUCGGCAGCGAGUCCGUGGAUUGUUACUGCAAAUUAUGAAGAAGUUGUCAGCGUCGUACCCGGCUAUACUAAUAUCGCAUACGGCUACACUGAACCCGCGGAAACCUACUCCGACAUUAUCACCGUUACCUCUCCAUCCGGAUCUGCCCUAUCGACAUCCACUAUCACGGCGACUGACUACUAUUCGGAAACAUAUACCAUUGUCGAGGUCUUGUAUCCAUACAAUCCUACCCCAACUUCAACCGGUGGAGCGUACGCAACAGCAACCACGGAAGAUUAUAACUACGCCUACACGAACUACGUUGUGAACCUCGCCUACACAGCCCCGACCUCCUGCAGCACAACGUGGACCUAUACCACAGCCGUGUCAAUUGAACCACCUUAUGAAAUCGAAAAUGCACUCGUACCAACGAGUGUUUCUACCAGCUAUUCGGUGAACAACCGUAGUCCAUUCCAGCCCACCACCAUCACCGAAGUGUAUGCCUACAUAGAUCCGACCCAAGUGCCUGCUUCCAGCUUGUCUAUGCUUCGCUACAAUUACGAACCUUAUCCAUCAUGCUACAACCCGUCGUCAAAUGAAGAUACUUCCGGAGGAUCGUCAUCCUCGUCAUCCUCGUCAUCCUCCUCAUCCUCAUCCUCAUCAUCUUCCGGUAUCUACUCUUGUGGCUAUUACUACUGUAGUUCAGACGAUGAUUCCUAUAGCUGGAUCAACGAUCCUAGCUAUUAUGGUAUAUCCCCAUUGGCAAUCAUCCUGAUCACUGUUCUUGGGUGGUCAUUUGUCAUUUUCGUGGGUGGUCUGUUUGAGAGCUACUUCUAUUUCCAACGGUUAAUGAAAGGAUGGCAAGCUCGCCGUGGCCUACCAAUCACAUGGUGGUUCUGGAUAUUCCCAGUAACUGUUCUUAUUUGUCUAGGAUUCAGUCGGAGGGGAUUUCAAGCACGGAAUGAAGAAGACGCUCGAGAAUUACGACAAAAAUGGGAGGACAUGGGAUUCUGGAAGAGAAAGAGACUCUGGCUAAAGUAUGGAUUCACCUGGGGCUACCCUUCCAUGCUUGGUCCUGCUCCCCCGCGAGUGGCAAGACCCUUUAAUGCCAGGCCCACACAACCGUUACUUCAAGUGUCACCUCCUCCCACCGAAGCAGGUGGAACUAGUCGUCAACCGACACCACGGACAUCGAAUGGCGAUGGCGAUGAUGAUGUUGAAGCUGCUGCCGCAGCGGCAUCUACUUCUCAUCAAAGUCAACCGGCCAUGUCUGGUGGCCUGUCAUCUCAGACCUUGCAGGUGCCACCUUCCCUCCCGCAAAGGCCACAACAUUCGCCAAAUAGGUUAGUGGAACCGAUUCCUGAACAUGAUGAGAUUACAGAGGCGCCAACGACCGGUAAUCAACGAACUGGUGAAGAGGUCGCUGAGAAACCCGUCUCGGAAAAAGAAGAAUCUACGACUUCUUGA